This is a messenger RNA of Acanthosepion pharaonis, 1284 nucleotides long. NCBI's taxonomy places the organism in Eukaryota, Metazoa, Mollusca, Cephalopoda, Sepiida, Sepiidae. The record is from the annotation of a GenBank genome assembly.
AUGAUCCAAAUAUCUCAGGUAGAUUCUAAUUUUCUUUCACCUGCAAAACUCCUCUUUGUUUUUCUUUCAUUCUAUCUAUCUAUCUAUCUAUCUAUCUAUCUAUCUAUCUAUCUAUCUAUCGAUCUAUCUAGGCAUAUGAAUUAUCUAUCUAUGUCUCUUGGCAGGUUCAUUAUCUAUCUAUCUAUCUAUCUAUCUAGGCAUAUAACACGGUGUCGUAUAUUCUAUCUAUCUAUCUAUCUAUCUAUCUAUCUAUCUAGGCAUAUGAAUUAUCUAUCGAGGUCUCUUGGCAGGUUCAUUAUCUAUCUAUUUAUCUAUCUUUCUAUCUACCUAUCUAUCUAUCUAUCUAUCUAUAUAGGUUCAUUAUCUAUCUAUCUAUCUAUCUAUCUAUCUAUCUAUCUAUCUAUCUAUCUAUCUAUAUUGGCAUAUGAAUUAUCUAUCUCUCUUGGCAGGUUCAUUAUCUAUCUAUCUAUCUAUCUAUCUAUCUAUCUAUCUAUCUUGGCAUAUAACACGGUGUCGUAUAUUCUAUCUAUCUAUCUAUCUAUCUAUCUAUCUAUCUAUCUAUCUAAGCAUAUGAAUUAUCUAUCUCUCUUGGCAGAUCAUUAUCUAUCUAUCUAUCUAUCUAUCUAUCUAUCUAUCUAUGCAUAUAACACGGUGUCAUUGAUUGCUUCCUAUCUAUCUAUCUAUCUAUCUAUCUAUCUAUCUAUCUAUCUAUCUAUCUAUGCAUAUGAAUUAUCUAUCUAUCUCUCUUGGCAGGUUCAUUAUCUAUCUAUCUAUCUAUCUAGGCAUAUGAAGUAUCUAUAUAUCUAUCUAUAUUGGCAGAUUCAUAAUCUAUCUAUCUAUCUAUCUAUCUAUCUAUCUAUCUAUCUAUCACAGUCUGUUCUUUAUCUAUCUAUUUCGGGAUUUCUUGCAUUCUAUAAAAAACGAAACGCAGGAAGAAAUGUCUCAGAAUUUGGAAAACGAUGUGAAGUGGUCGGCCAUUCUGUUGCAAGUUCAGCCAAGUUAGUUGAAGCUACUGCUAUAUCUACUUAUGCGUUUUUGAACACCAGCAAAGUUGCAACUACAACCGUGUCUGCUGCAGUUGCAUCCCUGUCUGCUGCAAAUACAACCUUACCUGCUGCAACUGCAUCACUAUCUGCUGCAAGUCCAACCCUGUCUGCAAACCUUUCUGCUGAAUCUCUAAUCUGCAACAGCUGCAACUGCAAACCUGUCAUCUACAACUGCAGCCUUGCCCUCUACAAAUUCAAUCCGGUGUACAUCUGUCGCUCCUUUUUCAAAGUUCAGUAA